UGUGUAGGCUGCGCGACAUCACAAACAGACAGUGUUAUCAGAUAAGCACAAUAAAGUUUUAUCCUAUAUUUAUCUGUGGUCGGUUGGCGCGCGGUCACUCACCCACGGAUGGGUUCCUCGAGGACUGUCGCGUGGCUCUUCGGAGGGCAUCGUCGUUGGAUUUCGACACUUUGCGGACCCACGCAGCCGGCCGUCGAAUGGGGAACCUUAGGCGCGGCUCUAGAUCGCAUGGCACUCGAGGUCGGAGACCGUGUUGCUCUUUUUUUCCCAGCUGAAGGCGGCAGACGACUCGGCAUCGCAGAAUUAGCGCAAAAGGCAACCUGUGUGGCUGCUUGCUUGCGUCACAAAUUGGGUCUACAAAAGGGAGAUCGUCUGGCAUUGGCUGCGCCCACCUGCGAGCAUUGGCUGGUGACCCAAUAUGCGGCUGCAAAGGCAGGUCUUGUUCUGGUCCCCAUCAAUGACCGCUGUCACCCGCGGGAACUGGAUGCCAUCAUCACACAUACUGGUUGCAGCGCCCUGGUAGUGCACGACACCAUUUAUCGGAAGCUUGUCUCUCUCGGUAUCAUCGACACUACAGGCAAGACAUCACAGCCCUCCAGGUAUCCCAGGCUUCGGCACAUCAUUCCUAUCGAGAAUGACAGAAAGGUGGGCACCGUAGGGUUCGGAGACAUCUUGCGUGACGCGGGUCCUAAUUCGGCGCUCCUGGAACCAGAGCCGAAGGAUGUGACUUUCAUUAUGCAUUCUUCGGGCUCCACAGGACCUCCAAAGAGUAUCCCGCUCAGCCAUUACAACGUACUCAACGCGGCCAAAUUUUUAGGACCCGCCAGCGGUCUCUCGCAAAAAUCUCGAGUAUGCUGUGUGUUGCCCUUGUACCACUGCUUCGGCUUGGUGGACUUGGCCACCGUCGGUGUGGUGAACGGCAUCGACACUGUGUUCCUUCCUGCUGGAUCGCCCGCACCUCAGACUCUCAAUGCCAUCCAGCACCACGGAUGUACUUCCUUCCAAGGCACACCGACUACCUUCCAUGAUCUCUUGGCAUCCCCAGCAUUCAGCAAGCAGAAUGUUUCUACUCUGUCGCAUGGACUUGUGGGCGCUACCAUCGUGCAAGAUGUCGUGCUUCAGCGCAUCCGGCGAGCCUUGGGUCUUGACAGGCUCAUGCUCGGCUAUGGCCUGACUGAGACAGCAGGCGCGUGUGCUGUUGGAGAGGCAGGCCUUGGAGGUGGCUACGUCUUACUACCCCACACGGAGGCUCGUCUGAUGAACGGCGGUCCAGAGGGAGUCGACGGAGAGCUGCAUCUUAGAGGUCCGACAGUGUUCGGAGGAUAUUUGGGCCAGGCGCCGCUGGGUGAUUGGCUUGCCACAGGUGACCUGGCUGUGGCAAAGGGAGACGGAACCUUCAGCAUCUGUGGCCGUUUGAAGGACCUUGUCAUCAAAGGCGGGGUCAAUAUCAACCCCGAGGAAGUGGCUGCAGCGCUAUUGGCCCACGAAGCAGUUGCCGAAGCUGCUGUAGUCGGAGUGCCGGACAUACGUUUCGGAGAAGAGCUCUGCGCCUGGAUUCGACUCUCUCCAGAUGCCGCGGUGCCGUCCCAGGAGCACUUGCGGGACUUCUGCGCUAACCACGUUGACCGCUUCAAGAUCCCCAAGCAUAUCGUAUUUGUGGACGACUUCCCCAAGACGAGUGUAGGGAAGAUAUCCAAACCCGAUAUCCGAAGAAUGAUGGCUGAGAAGAUGUCCUCACCUACGAAUACAGACGCAGUUGUGUGAGAGAAAUAAACCCUGAACAUUUUGGAAAGCUUCUCCAUCCA
Molecule: messenger RNA, 1805 nt
Organism: Ornithodoros turicata
Lineage: Eukaryota; Metazoa; Arthropoda; Arachnida; Ixodida; Argasidae
Product: putative acyl-CoA synthetase YngI
Exons: 12
Coding region: 109-1764 (551 amino acids)
Biological process (GO): fatty acid metabolic process
Molecular function (GO): medium-chain fatty acid-CoA ligase activity
Source: RefSeq, a predicted model, not a curated record